Schistosoma haematobium is the source of this 1902-nucleotide messenger RNA. RefSeq names its product Innexin inx3. Bases 1 to 1902 code for a protein of 633 amino acids. The transcript has 5 exons. The record is from RefSeq and is a predicted model, not a curated record. Lineage: Eukaryota; Metazoa; Platyhelminthes; Trematoda; Strigeidida; Schistosomatidae.
AUGUUUGAAUCAAGUGUUUUAAAUGGACUAACACGAUUAAGUAUUGAAAUUGGAAGUAGUAAAAGUCGAACUGAUGAUGAUUUUAUUGAUAGAAUUAAUCAUUCAUAUACAACAACUGUACUUAUGAUAUGUACACUUGUAAUAAUGGGUAGACAAUUUAUUGGUAAACCAAUAGCAUGUUGGACACCGAAUGAAUUUACUAGUGCACAAGUUGAAUAUGCUACAUUAGUAUGUUGGGUAACUUCAACUUAUUUUAUAUCACCUGAUCAACCAACAAUACCAUCAGAUUUAUCGUUACGUAGAAAAGAUUCUAUACAUUAUUAUCAAUGGGUGCCAUUCUUGUUAAUGUUACAAGCUGCAAUGUUUUCAAUACCAUGUAUUAUAUGGCGUUUAUUCAACUGGCAAUCACGUAUUCAUCUGUGGACUGUAAUGGACUUAGCUAGUAAAGCUGGUGAUCUUGAAGAAACACUACACUCUAGUGUAAAUCAUCUCGAAUAUAUUGUUAAACAUUUAGAAGAUGCUCUUAUUAUUCGACAUCGAUAUAAACAAAGUCGUAAAAAUAACAGCUCCAUUUCAACGGCACAAACAUCUGUAUCUAGUCCAGCUAAUACAAAUGAACAAAUAGUAAAUAAAGAUAAUUCCUGGUAUGCUAUACUUCCGCUUACAAUAAGCAAUAGAUCACGUAUUCCUGGUCCACGACCUUGUUCGCCACAAUCAAGCAGUUAUCUUAAUGGAUUAUACUUAAUUAUUAAAGCGCUUUAUGUUUUUAAUUCAACUGGACAAUUAUUUUUGUUAGCUAGGUUUUUAGGUCAAACCACAAUAUUUUUUGGACCACAAAUGUUAAUUGAUCUUAUAAUUGGUACACAGUGGUAUCAAAGUGGAAAUUUUCCACGUGUUUCAUUUUGUGAUUUAGAUAUGCGUAAAAUGGGAAAGAAUUAUCAUAGAUAUACAUUACAAUGUGUAUUAAGUAUUAAUAUGUUUAAUGAAAAAAUUUUCAUUUUUCUUUGGUUCUGGUUUAUUGGUAUCACUUUAAUAAAUAUACACAGCUUCUUACGUUGGUGUUGUAGAUCAACAUUUCAAACUAGUCGAGUAUGUUUUAUUAGAAGUUUAUUAUUUAAUAAAAUCUCAAUGAAGAUAAACAAUAAUAAUAUUAAUAAUAAUAAAUCAGACUAUUCAUCAAAUAAUACUAAUUCCAAUGUAACACAAAAUUCUGAUUAUCAGUCGACUAGUCAACAAUCAACAACAAUACAGUUAGCUGAUUCAUUAUCUUCUGAAUGUUGUAAUGAACAAUUAUCAAUAACUGAUAAAAAAGCAUCAGCAUUUUUUACUGAACAUAUUUUAGGACAAGAUGGUGUAUUUGUAUUACGUUUAAUUGCAUUAAAUGUUGGUCAAUAUAUUGCAUCAAAAAUAGCUUGUCUUAUUUGGGAUCGUUAUAGACUUGUAAAUAAUACAUCAAAGUAUACACGUACAAUAAAGAGAACACAAGAAACACCGAUAACGACGACGACGAUGAUGAUGACCACCACCACCGCCACAACAACAACAACAACAACAACAACAACAAAACCACAAACAAAGCAUGUUGUAACCAGUAGUAUUAGACAACUGUCGAAUAUUGUUCAAAAUCCACCUAUUCCUGAAAGAAAAGAUAAAAUUAAACAUAACAAAGAAUUAAAUUUAUCAACAUCUAAUUUAAAUGAAUUAGAUAAUAUUGUAAGAAUUAGAACAUUAAAUGCAUCUAAUACAAUUGGACAAUAUUCACAAAGUUUACCAUCACAAUCAUCUAUAUAUAGUUUAAGAAAUUCUUUUAAUAAUUCUUAUGAUCAUUGUUCACAUUCUGAUAGAAAUUCUUCAAAUAAUUCAAGGAUUCAAAAUUUAAAUCACACAAAUAAUUUUGUUUAA